CCGAUUGCGGCGCCCCGGGGAGCGGCUCCGGCGGGGCCGCCGCCCGCGCUCGCGGGAAGGAUGGAAGCGGAGGACCGGACGCCGGAGCCGACGCUGUUCCCCGCCGGCGGGGAAAGGUUGGAGCCCCUCGAGGAUGCUCCCGGUACGGCCCGGACGCCGCUGCUCACCGCCUCCGCCGAGGUGCUGGAGUUCGACGACGAUGAGGACGACCUGGAGGUGUUCAGCAAGGAUACGUCACUGGCGAACUCAUUCAGUCCUUCAAUGCCAAUAUCCCCCUCGUCUAUGAUAAACCAGUAUAAAUUUGAAGAUGAACCAGAAUUAAAAGAUCUCUUCAUUACUGUUGAUGACCCUGAAAGCCACAUUACAGCCAUUGAAACAUUUAUUACAUACAGGGUAGUCACAAAGACAUCUCGUGGUGAAUUUGACUCCUGUGAAUAUGAGGUCCGACGACGAUAUCAGGAUUUUCUGUGGUUGAAGAGCAAACUCGAAGAAGCACAUCCAACACUAAUUAUUCCUCCAUUGCCGGAAAAAUUUGUGAUGAAAGGAAUGGUGGAACGAUUUAGUGAUGAAUUCAUUGAGACUCGAAGAAAAGCUCUUCAUAAAUUUUUGAACCGUAUUGCUGAUCACCCAACCUUAACUUUUAACGAAGACUUCAAAAUUUUUCUUACUGCACAGGCCUGGGAACUCUCCUCGCACAAGAAGCAGGGUCCAGGUUUGCUGAGCAGAAUGGGACAGACCGUAAGAGCUGUAGCAUCCUCAGUAAGAGGAGGAGUUAAAAAUCGUCCUGAAAUGUUUACAGAAAUGAAUGAUUAUAUGGAAACAUUUAGUCACAAAAUAAACGUACUGGACAAAAUAGCUCAUAGAAUUUACAAGGAAGAAAGGGAGUAUUUUAAUGAGAUGAAGGAGUAUGGCCCCAUCCACACGCUCUGGUCAGCAUCAGAAGAAGAUAUAGCAGACUCCCUAAAAGGCGUCGCCAGCUGCAUUGACAAAUGUUGCAAAGCUACAGAGAAACGAAUGGCCGGGCUCUCUGAAAAUCUCCUACCAAUCAUACAUGAGUAUGUUCUCUACAGUGAAAUUCUGAUGGGUGUUUUGAAAAGGAGAGACCAAAUUCAAAGCGAGCUUGAUUCCAAAGUUGAUGCUUUAGCCAAUAAAAAGGCAGACAAGGAUCUGUUCUCAGAGGAGAUUGGGAAACUUGAAGAUAAAGUGGAAUGUGCCAAUAACGCUCUGAAAGCAGACUGGGACAGGUGGAAGCAAAACAUGCAGUACGAUAUGAGAUCAGCGUUCACUAAUGUGGCUGACAAUAAUCUCCGUUAUUAUGAAGAGUGCCUUGCUACAUGGGAGUCCUUCCUAGCAUCUCAAACAGUGGAUCAUCAUGGGGAAGAAGAUUCUGAAGACAGGCCUUGAGUAAUAUCUCUGCUUGAUCUCUACCUUUUCCGUGAAGUUUUUCUCAACCAAAGAAGUGCUUUAUAUGAGAUCAGAUACGUUAUUAAAUGCAACUGUUAAAAUCAGUGAAACGCAGGAAACCAGCUUAUUGAAAACUCAGGUAUUCUACUCCUGAAAUACAUUUUGGAACAUGCUAUAUAUUGCUUUAUAUUGCUUAGUCAUGAUUUUACAUAUUUUUAUGCAAGUGUUCACAUACAAUUUUUUUCAUACAUAUUGCAUAACUUGGAUAUAAAGU
Phasianus colchicus (ring-necked pheasant) is the source of this 1678-nucleotide messenger RNA. It is a transcript of the gene SNX7, whose product is annotated as sorting nexin 7. Gene Ontology annotation, biological process: endocytic recycling; protein transport; piecemeal microautophagy of the nucleus. Gene Ontology annotation, molecular function: phosphatidylinositol binding. The record is from RefSeq and is a predicted model, not a curated record. NCBI's taxonomy places the organism in Eukaryota, Metazoa, Chordata, Aves, Galliformes, Phasianidae. Gene Ontology annotation, cellular component: early endosome; phagophore assembly site.